Molecule: messenger RNA, 1438 nt
Organism: Alligator mississippiensis (American alligator)
Lineage: Eukaryota; Metazoa; Chordata; Crocodylia; Alligatoridae
Gene: TCF21
Product: transcription factor 21
Exons: 2
Coding region: 145-684 (179 amino acids)
Biological process (GO): developmental process; regulation of transcription by RNA polymerase II
Molecular function (GO): RNA polymerase II transcription regulatory region sequence-specific DNA binding; DNA-binding transcription factor activity, RNA polymerase II-specific; protein dimerization activity
Source: RefSeq, a predicted model, not a curated record
UCAUCAAAUUCCUCGGCUUUCUCUCGCUCUUUCCCUGCCUCACUCCCGGGCCAGGAGGGGGUGGGCGGGGAUCCUCACUGAACUACCCCAGGGCUUGGGGGGGCGCCUGCAAGCAGCUCCGGGUCUCCCCCCCAACCCCCCACCAUGUCCACGGGCUCCCUGAGCGAUGGGGAGGACCUGCAGGAGGUGGAGAUGCUGGACUGCGAUGGCCUGAAAAUGGAUUCUAGCAAAGAGUUUGGGGCGUCCACCGAGAGCAACGAGGAGGGCUCCACGUGCGAGCACGGCUCCCCCCCCAAGGGCCGGGGGGCGGCGGGCAAGAGGAAAAAGGCUCCCCCCAAGAAGAGCCCGCUGCACGGGGUGAGCCAGGAGGGCAAGCAGGUCCAGAGGAACGCGGCCAACGCCAGGGAGCGGGCCAGGAUGCGCGUGCUCAGCAAGGCUUUCUCCAGGCUGAAGACCACCCUGCCCUGGGUGCCCCCGGACACCAAGCUCUCCAAGCUGGACACCUUGAGGCUGGCCUCCAGCUACAUCGCGCACCUGCGGCAGAUCCUGGCCAACGACAAGUACGAGAACGGGUACAUCCACCCCGUCAACCUGACUUGGCCCUUUAUGGUGGCAGGCAAACCGGAGAGUGAGCUGAAAGAAGUGGUGAACACAAAUCGCUUGUGCGGACCUACAGCAUCCUGACCACCCGCCAGCAGAGGAGCCAGCCUUCAAUGCGCGUGCUGGGGGCGGAGGGGGGCCAGCAGGAGAAAGGUGGGGACCACCCCCACCCCACCCAGGGACACCGCCGAGCGACCCGAAGAGCCGAGCGCAUCGCCCCGAGGGGACCAAAUGUACCUUAGCAAAGACUCCACCCCAAAGACUCCCCCGCCCCCGGUAAAUUUAACUUUAUUAACGUCUGUACAGUCGAUCGUCCUGCAACGCAGCCUUGCUGGUUCGAGUGCCAGCGUUGUGUGCGAGAUCCCUCCGUCCACCCCCCAGCCUGCCCGCCUGUCUCUUCUUUUGUACGAUACUUGUGACAUAUGUAGAUGACUAGAAUACUGGACUUUGAUAGUCGCAGCUCUAAAUACGCGGUAAAGAUAUAUAGAUAUAUUUUCUUCAGCCAGGUCUUGCUAUAUUUCUGUGAAUAAAACCUUCCUUUCUAUAUGAAAAACACAAACUCCCCCCCACCAGCCGUGUCGUUUUCCUUUCCACCUCCCAGCGCUUUGCGGAAGGGCCCGGCUCUCCCGAAAGGCACCUCUUUUAUGUGGGCUGAGGCGUCAGGCAACAAAACUCUUUGACCCCAGAUUAGAUGAGGUGUUUAUUUUCCUAAUUAAAACGAUUUGGACCAUAUCCUUUUGGGGGGAGGAACGGGAGGGGGUUGGGGAAAAAAAUGAAUAACGGUGGCCUGUCAGUUUGCAGCUCUUUAUCACCAUAAUAAUAAUAAUGCUAAUCAUCA